AUGUCCUGCGGCUUCAUCGGCAGUGUGCAGCCGAGUCGCAGGUGGCAAUUGGAAACGAUUCUCGCAGCCGCCUCCGUAGCCGCCAUAGGACCAUUGGUUGUUUCCACAGCAUGCGCGUACCGUUUGUACGGCUCGUGGAGUGCAGCCGGUCGUCGAGCUCUAGCUCCAGAGCAAGUGGUCGCGAUCACGGGCUGCGACUCCGGACUGGGUUACAGUCUUGCGCUGCACUGCCGCGAGCAAGGCGCGACGGUGGUCGCCGGCGUGCUGCAGCGCGACGGACCGGCAGCCACGUGCCUCGGUAAGCGGGGAGUGAGAGUUCUGGCACUGGACGUCACGGAGGAGGCCAGCGUUCGGACUUUCGGCAACGAGCUGACCAGGAUGCUGGACGACGAGCAUUUGGAACUGCGCGCGUUGGUGAACAAUGCCGGGGUGAUGAUAUUCGGCGAGUUCGAAUGGCAGCUGACGAGGCAGGUGAGGCACCAAGUGGAAGUAAAUGUCGUGGGCACAAUGAGGCUGACGAGAGAGCUGCUGCCCGAGUUGAGGAAGCACCGCGGCCGAAUUAUUAACGUGACGAGUCACUGCGCGCUCGCGUCGCUGCCCGGCCUGGCAGUUUACGGCGCCACCAAAGCGGCUCUGCGAGCCUGGACCGACUCGCUGAGGGUCGAGCUCGCCAAGUACGGCGUCGGCGUCGUCAAUUUCAUACCCGGUUCCUUUCCCACCGAGAGCAACAUCUUCUCGCAGCAGUCGCGCCAUUUCGACGAGAUGCGCGCCGGGAUGAGCCAGGAGGCGCGGCGCUUUUACGCCGACUACUUCGACAGGUACGCCGGCUACUUGGCCGCUCUGGCCAACGACAACGGCCUGCGUCGCCUCGAGAAUGCCAAGCUCUACGAGAUCUUCGACGACGCUCUUCUCAGCCAGCGGCCGUCGGCUCUCUACAAGUGCGAGCCUUGGCGAUAUACCAUCUACCACGCGCUCUUUCGAGUCGCACCGACGCCGCUUCGAGAUUGGUUGGUCGAGAGGUUCGUGCGGAUGCCCAGCUGGACGUCCGUCAGACGGUGAGCCGAGACGCUUGCGAGCUUGCAGGCCUGCACUGGCGCUCAUCCCAUCUGCGACGAC
Molecule: messenger RNA, 1116 nt
Organism: Phymastichus coffea
Lineage: Eukaryota; Metazoa; Arthropoda; Insecta; Hymenoptera; Eulophidae
Gene: sro
Product: estradiol 17-beta-dehydrogenase 2
Exons: 5
Coding region: 1-1059 (352 amino acids)
Molecular function (GO): oxidoreductase activity
Source: RefSeq, a predicted model, not a curated record